UUUGGGGGUCCUCCCAUUAAUUUUAGCAUUAGAUCAGCACCAACAAUAACGACAGCAGAACCGUUAACAGCAAUCAAGGAUCAAAAGAUGUUUGAGGAUGACGACAGCCUGUUGGACAAUUUUUUCAUGUUGCUUUGGAUGCACACGUGUGCCUGUUUGACGGUUUCCUUUUUAUUUAUGAUUUUUUAAAUAAAAUCUUUUUUAACACGUUCAACUGUUGGUGAACACACUCGUUAGUUGGGCCUGGUAUUUUGGCAGUUUUUAUGGGUUUGGUAUUUCAAUGUUUGGUAUUUCAGCUCCCAGUUAAUAACAUAGGACAUUUGCAUUUUUAAAAUAAUUUUUUUAUUAAUCCUAGUAAUAAAUUUUAAUAUUACUCUUUAAAAAUGAUUGUCUAUUCAUAAAAUGGAUAUUUUAUUUUCCAUUGAUUCUUUAUAAUUUUUUAAAUAUUUUACAGCGGGAUUUUCUUGAUAUUGAGUAAGUAAGUGGCAUUUUUAAGUAAUUUUGAAUGGAUGGCCCGGCUCUUAUUAUAAUUUUGGACAGGCUGUUCGAUUCCCCCGGGGUCCUUUUUUCUAAAUUUUUAAUAUUAUUCGAGGGAAUUUCAAAAAUUUGAGUAAAUAAUUUAAUGUGGCGCUUAGUUGGCCAAUUCCAACGAAAUAGGGUCGUUUCGAUGCUUGUUAAUUUGUUUAAAAAUAAAAUUAAUUUUAAGGUUUUUUAGAUUUACUUUAAAAUAUGGAUUACCUUCAAAAGAUUCGUUCUUCAGUUGCUGCCCAAGUUCAUUCUGUAGCAGCACAAGUUAAUUUAGCUUUGCCAGGUAAUCCAAUUCUGCGUGAAUAUACUGUUGGACAACAAGUUGCUAGCGCUGGGCCAGGUUUGUGUUGGAAAAUAUUUUCGGCUACAAGAAAUUCUACAAAACAGGAUGUUGCUGUUUGGAUAUUUGAAAAGAAGCAAAUGGAAAAUUGGUUAAAAGUGAAGAGGGAAGAGUUUCCUGAAGUUUUAAAAAAAGGUGUUAGUCAAUUAACAAGACUUAUGCAUCCAAGAAUUUUGAGAGUAGAAAGAGCUUUGGAAGAAUCUAGAGAUUGUUUUGCUUUUUGUACAGAGCCAGUAUUCGCAAGCCUUGCCAAUUGUUUCGAUGAUUUUGGUAAUAUGCCUUCUACACCAAAAUGUUUAAAAGACUUUUCUUUGGAAAGUAUAGAAAUUCGCCAUGGGUUAUUUCAGUUAUCCGAAGCUUUAGCUUUUCUUCACAAUGACACAAAAAUGGUUCAUUCAAAUGUUUCUCCCAGUUCAAUAAUUAUAAAUAAAAAAGGAGAUUGGAAAUUGGCCAGUUUUGAUUUUUGUAUAGUUGGCGUUGUUUCUACACAAGAUAAGGUCAUUUUUGAACUACCCAAUUGGAGCAGAAAUUCAAUUUCUGCUUUAUGCCCAGACCUCGAUUAUGUUUCUCCAGAGCUUGUUCAGGGUGACACAUUUGACUAUUUUUCAGAUAUUUUUUCGCUUGGAAUGCUUGCCAUUACUUGUUUUAAUAAAGGAAGGUCAAUUAUGGAAAGUCAAAAUUCUUUUGCUUGUUAUCGAAAAAUGUUUGAAAAUUUGAGACAUUCUAUCCCUUCCAUUUUACAAAAUAAACAAGUGCCAGAAGAACUACAAGAAGCAUUAAGUAAAUGUCUCAAUCCUGCACCAGAACAGAGACUUCCCGUCAUACAAUUUACAAAAUUAAAAUAUUUUGAGCAUCCUUUGGUUAAAACUUUAAAUUUUUUGGAUUCGAGGAAUGCUUUGGAUGUGUCUCAAAAAAUUCAGUUUUUCAAGAGUUUACCAAACAUAAUUCCUCAAUUUCCUCUCCGUGUUCAACUCCAAAAAAUUUAUCCUCAUUUGGCUGGAGAAUUUGGAACGCCAAUCCUUAUACCUUUUAUUUUGGAAAGUGUUUUUAUUAUUGUAGAGAAUUGUAAUAGUGAAGAAUUUGUGGAAGAAAUAAUGCCUUCACUUGUUUUAGUAUUUCCUAUACAAACACCUUAUCAGAUUGGCCUAUUAUUAUUAAACAAAGUCGAUUUAUUCUUAAAAAAGAUGCCUACAACUUCUUUAAAACAACAUUUAAUUCCUUUAAUUUUUAAUUCGUUGAGUAAUGAAUGUACUAAAAUACAGGAGCUUUGUCUGUUGGAAUUGCCUAGAUUAGUUAAGUAUAUUGAUCGAGAACAAAUGCACACCCAAUUUUUACCUAAAUUGCUUCGUAUGGUGCUUGAAGCGAAGGAAAAUAAGAUUCGUAUAGAAACUAUUGCCUGUUUAUCCAAAUUAUUAAAUAAUUUAGAACCUUGGAUGGUUGCUGAUCAAUUACUUCCUUCUUUACCUAAAGUUAAUAGCAAAGAUCCGGGUGUUUUAAUGGCUGUUUUAGGCCUUUACAAAUUAAUUUUUGAAAAUGAUCGAUUUGGAAUUAGCAAAGAACAAUGUGCCAAAAGUGUCAUUCCCUUCUUGGUCAGUACAUCAAUCGAAGCUUCUCUAAAUUUGUCAAAUUUUAAUCAAUUUAUUGAUUUUAUUCAUUGUCUUCUUGAUAAAAUGACUGCAGAACAUAAACAUUAUUUGGGAAAGUUGAGUGCUAGUCAGGAAGAACAAAGAGAAGUCAACAAUUUUAUUGAUUAUUUAAAUAAUGGAAAAGUUUUGGAAGAAAUUGUAUCAAAUGAAGGAUCACCUAUAAAACAGCAACAACAAACAGCAGCAGGAGUAUCAAUGGAUUUGGGCGAUUUGGAUUUUUUGGUGGGCAGUGGAACGACAAAGAAGAAUGAGAAAGAAAAUACUAACAAUUUCCCACAAGAACCUUCUUUUCUAACUAACAAUUUAACUUCACAUUCAUUAAAUCAACAACAAAAAUCCUUAUCUUCAUCAUUUAUUUCACCCCCAUCAUCACUUGUAUCUUCACAAAAUUUUACUAAUAAAAAAGAAGGAGAAGAACCUUCAAUUAAUUUUGAUAUAUUUUCUUCAACAAAAAUUAAUUUAAAUGAAGAACAAAAACAACAAGGACCUUCUUUAGAUUUUCUUGCAGAAUUUUUACCUCCACCAACAUCCUCAUUAACAACAAUAUCACAAAAUCAACACCAAAAACCCUCCUUUAAUUCUUCAUCAUUUCCAUCAUUACCAAUUCCUCCUCCAAAUAAUAAUAAUUUUAUUCCAAUACAAAGAAAGAAUCCAACAACUAAUAAUAAUAAUGAUCCUUUUAAUUUUUUAAUAAAUCAACAAUUAAAAGAAGGAAAUAAAAAAUAA
This is a messenger RNA of Meloidogyne enterolobii, 3240 nucleotides long. Lineage: Eukaryota; Metazoa; Nematoda; Chromadorea; Rhabditida; Meloidogynidae. The record is from the annotation of a GenBank genome assembly.